AGACUACGCACACCAUCUGUUCUGGAAACACAGCAAACCAUCAGCAACCUGCCAACGAUGGAGUAUAGUCCCACAUUUCCGCCUUGAGUGACCGCUUCAGCGGCGAGAUCCCCGAUGACCAGAUGGCUUACAGCUCCUUCUUCCCCGAUGAGUACUUCACCUGCUCCUCCCUGUGCCUCAGCUGUGGGGCUGGGUGUAAGAACAGCAUGAAUCACGGGAAGGAAGGAGUGCCGCAUGAAGCCAAGAGCCGCUGCAGCUACUCUCAUCAGUACGACAACCGGGUCUACACCUGCAAGGCCUGCUAUGAGAGGGGCAAGGAAGUCAGCGUCGUGCCCAAGACAUCUGCUUCCACCGACUCCCCCUGGAUGGGGCUCGCAAAGUAUGCCUGGUCUGGGUAUGUGAUCGAGUGCCCUAACUGCGGCGUGGUGUAUCGGAGCCGCCAGUACUGGUUCGGGAACCAAGACCCUGUGGACACGGUGGUGCGGACGGAGAUUGUGCACGUGUGGCCUGGGACCGAUGGCUUUUUGAAGGACAACAACAAUGCCGCCCAGCGCCUGCUGGAUGGAAUGAACUUCAUGGCCCAGUCGGUGUCCGAGCUCAGCCUUGGGCCCACCAAGGCCGUCACUUCCUGGCUGACAGACCAGAUUGCCCCUGCCUACUGGAGGCCCAACUCCCAGAUUCUGAGCUGCAGCAAGUGUGCGACAUCAUUUAAAGAGAACGACACGAAGCAUCACUGCCGGGCCUGCGGGGAGGGCUUCUGUGACAGCUGUUCGUCUAAGACCCGGCCCGUGCCCGAGCGGGGCUGGGGGCCUGCGCCCGUGCGCGUGUGUGACAGCUGCUACGAAGCCACAAGUGUCCACUUAGAUGUUGCUGAGGCACAGGUGGAUGAGGAAGGCGGAACACUGAUUGCCCGGAAGGUGGGCGAGGCUGUGCAGAGCACUCUGGGAGCUGUGGCGACAGCCAUCGACAUACCACUAGGUCUGGUGAAGGACGCGGCCAGGCCGGCGUACUGGGUGCCCGAUCACGAGAUCCUGCACUGCCACAACUGCCGCAAGGAGUUCAGCAUCAAGCUUUCCAAGCACCACUGCCGGGCCUGCGGACAGGGCUUCUGUGACGAGUGCUCACACGACCGGCGGGCCGUCCCCUCGCGUGGCUGGGACCAUCCUGUCCGGGUCUGCUUUAACUGCAAUAAAAAGCCCGGUGACCUUUAACCCCAGCUCCCUCUCCACAUCCUUCACAAUUCCUUAGGUUCUCAGGGUUAGAAACAGAAAGGUCGUUGGGGUAGACCCUCCUCCUGGUCACCUGUCGUGGUGAGUGUUCUUUCCUCUCCCCAGCCUGGGGCCACGCUCCCUCCAUGGGGGUGGGACAGAUGAGGGAGCCGGGAGCCUGGCAUCUGGCCAGGGGGCCUGAGUCUCUCCUCCCCAUCCCCUCCUUCAGUUCAGGGGACCCAGCAACUCAGAGCAAAGGGGCACAAAUCUCAAUCCGUUGCAUUUAUUUCAUUAAAAAUAGUAACUAUAUCCAUACCUGUAUACACCUGCGAAAGGCACUUAAAAGUGGACGCUGGCCACGCUGGCUGGGAAGACCUCCCACCUCCCUCGGCCGAUGCCCGCACCGGCUAGACUGGAAAUGGCUGAAUUUCUUCCUCAGAGCGGGCCACGUCCAGCCGCUGCAUUGCUGGUUAUCUGCCUCUCCUUCCCCUGCCCUUUCCUUUUGUGGCUCCCAAGGGAGUCGAAGCCGGAGCCCGUUUCAGUCAGAGCCCACCCAACCUAGUGUGCAGGUCACCACAGGGGUGGGGGGGUGGUCCUCAGCCCCCAGAAGUUGAAACAGCGCAAUGCCCCCUGUCCCGGGGAGCACCCUGGGAGUGGCCCUGUCCUGGCAGCGGUUCUGUGUCUCCCACCAGGCUGUGCCAAAAGGCGGGCACCCUGCUUCCAAAUCCAAGCAUCUGCCCCCAGCCCUCUCCGGCCCCUUCAUCUGCUUCCAAGGGUCGAACUAGCAGUUUUAUUGCUUACAGUGUCUUAAUUCUUUGUUCCCAGACGCACGGCCCCUCCUGGUAUUACUGGAAGGGUGACCGUGAGAAAUCUUCCAGGGACACAGAGCACAGAAUGGACUGUUAGGGUUUUUUGUUGUUUUUGUUUUAAAGUAUAUAAAUAAUUCAACAGAUCAUAAAAAGAAAAAAUUCUCUUCAGUCCUUGGCAAGAGAAGUCAAAAUGAACUUUUGUUUCUCGGCAAGAGAUUGGCCAUCCCCAUCUAUCGUGACUGGAAAGAGACCGUUGUGUUGAAAUCCUGCCAUCGCGGCGGAUUUAAUCUUCAGUGGCCAAAAGAGCGAAGAACGAAAAGCAAGCCAGUUCGUGGCAGAACGGGGUGGGCAGGUUGAGCGCCUGGGAGUCCCUGGGCGGUCGCUCUGGCGGUGUGGGUCAGUGUGACGGGAGCCCUCGUGUGUGUUGGCCCUCAGACCUGCUCCCUUACUGCCUCCUGUGGCCCCGUGGCUGCGGCCCUACUCUAGAAUCAUGUAUUCUUGAAUUCACCAUUAUAAAGGAAUCUCCCUGCUGA
Molecule: messenger RNA, 2550 nt
Organism: Echinops telfairi (small Madagascar hedgehog)
Lineage: Eukaryota; Metazoa; Chordata; Mammalia; Afrosoricida; Tenrecidae
Product: zinc finger FYVE domain-containing protein 1
Exons: 9
Coding region: 123-1211 (362 amino acids)
Molecular function (GO): metal ion binding
Source: RefSeq, a predicted model, not a curated record